Messenger RNA from Prinia subflava (tawny-flanked prinia), 897 nucleotides. It is a transcript of the gene ITPA, whose product is annotated as inosine triphosphatase. Gene Ontology annotation, cellular component: cytoplasm. Bases 140 to 745 code for a protein of 201 amino acids. The transcript is spliced from 8 exons. The record is from RefSeq and is a predicted model, not a curated record. Gene Ontology annotation, molecular function: nucleoside triphosphate diphosphatase activity. Lineage: Eukaryota; Metazoa; Chordata; Aves; Passeriformes; Cisticolidae. Gene Ontology annotation, biological process: nucleoside triphosphate catabolic process.
UGGCGUGGGCGGAUGCUCUCCCCAUUGGCUGGACGCUGCGAGGCGGGCACGCUUCCCAUUGGUCGAGCGCCGCGGGGAGCGGCGGCGCCGCGGGCGCUGAUUGGCGGCUGGGCGCGCAGGGGCGGUGAGCACGGUCAGCAUGGCGGCGCCGGCGCGCCGGAGCGUCGUGUUCGUGACAGGCAACGCCAAGAAACUGGAGGAGGUCACGCAGAUCCUCGGGGACUCCUCUCCCUACACGCUGGUGGCGAAGAAAAUUGACCUGCCCGAGUACCAGGGGGAGCCUGACGAGAUCUCGGCGCAGAAGUGCCGCGAAGCCGCCCGGCAGGUUCAGGGACCUGUUAUAGUAGAGGACACCUGCUUGUGCUUCAAUGCCCUGGGGGGCCUUCCAGGACCCUACAUAAAAUGGUUCCUGGAGAAACUCAAGCCAGAAGGCCUGUACAAGCUGCUGGCUGGCUUCGAGGACAAGUCUGCCUACGCGCUGUGCACCUUCGCCUUCAGCAGCGGCAACCCCGAGGAGCCGGUGCGGCUCUUCAAAGGCCAGACCCACGGGCUGAUAGUGGAGCCCAGAGGCCCUCGGGAUUUUGGCUGGGAUCCCUGCUUCCAGCCGGAUGGGUACACCCAGACCUACGCUGAAAUGCCCAAGGCAGUGAAGAACUCCAUCUCACACCGGUACAGGGCGCUGAGCGAGCUCUCAGCCUUCUUUCUUCAGAGCGACUCGACAGAGCCCCGCCCCGCUCCCAGCUAGCAGCCGAGCACACGGAAUUACCGGGGUCGGGAAGCACCUCUGGAGAUCACCGAGUCCAACCCACUGCCACGGCGGGUGUGUGCGUGUCACACGCAGCCCCGACAGACUCCCUCCGCUGCGGGAUGCCAUUAAAGCUGCUCCUUUUGAACCCA